Molecule: messenger RNA, 8011 nt
Organism: Passer montanus (Eurasian tree sparrow)
Lineage: Eukaryota; Metazoa; Chordata; Aves; Passeriformes; Passeridae
Gene: MOSMO
Product: modulator of smoothened
Exons: 2
Coding region: 3837-4397 (186 amino acids)
Biological process (GO): negative regulation of smoothened signaling pathway
Cellular component (GO): ciliary membrane; Golgi apparatus
Source: RefSeq, a predicted model, not a curated record
UGAGGGCUUGCCUUUGCUUGGUUUGGUGCCCUUCCCCCUCUUUUCCUCAAUGGUUUUCUGAAAUUUAAUGGUUACAUAGGUGAUGCUCCCCAGCGUUGGUGUAUUUGUUCAAGAUCCUUUUUAUCAUUGAUUCUAGUAAAAAUAUGCAGUGUCCAAAAAUGAGCAUUACUGGUGGUUUUGAGGAGUUGGAUGAUCAAAAAAUCUUUCUCUGAAAUUAACUGGAGCCUGUUUAUACACAGACUGUCACUACUGAGAGGCUUUUUAAUGUGUUAGAAAUGCUUUGGCACUUCAGGGAAUAGGUUUGCUGGAAAGUAAUAAGGACCACUUCAGUAAUAUUUACUCAGUGCAGCAUUCUCUGAUUUGAUAAAGGUCGAAUUUCAUUUUUAGUAAUUAGCAUAUCUGUCCUAAUCACCUCCUGCUCUAGCUGUACUGACCUGAAUAAUGCCAGUCUCAGAAGCUCUGGGGAGAGAGGCAGGUGAGAGCAGGGGAGCAGCCCCUGCACCUCGGGGUUCUCACUGUGGCUCUGAUCCUUGCAGGCAGGGGGAGGUGGGUGGGCAGCUGUGUUUACUGCACUGCAAAUAUUUAGGGCUGGAUCCAUCUUUCAGCUGCCUAAUCUACUGGCAUUAGCUGUGCUGUUUGUUCCAUACCUGUGUUAGGUGCUUAGAUUUUCAGCAAUUAUGCUGAAGUAGUUCUGAGAGGAUGACUUAAAAACCUUUCCUUAUGGAUCUCGGUGGAACUUGGUGAUUGAUUUGAGAUGGGCUGCUGAGCUCUUCUCUAACUACAGGCAGAAAAACUCUGUGCAAUUUUAUAUCCCUCUUUUCAAUGAUAGACUAGAUAAGGGGAAACAAGAUUUUCUGUAACAAGUUUGUUUGCAGCUCCCUGGCAACUGUUUGCUUGAUUGCUUCAGAAUGGAACCAACAGAAUAAAAUACCAUAUAAACAUGCUCUGCUUUUGAAUUUCAUGGCAAAUGAAAACUGUUUUUCCACACCAGAGACUUCUUUUGAAGUCUGAACUCAACAGAUUUGUCACUAUGGAAUGAGCCCUGAGGUUUCAUUUCCUUGUGCCCACUUUUUGCACACAAGUGAGGUAUUCCUAUGUAGUCAACUUGAACUUUAACCGAAUUUAUGAGCACGUAAUGAGGUUGAUUUUCCAGUUAUCUUUGUGAAACCUUCAGAAAUGGUUCGCAGACCUCUUGCCCUCCAUUUGGCUCCCUAGAGGCUGCAAAUUCAAGGUUCAAAACCUUAAAUAUGGAGUAUAUCAGCUUCAGAUUUGUAAUCCAUAAAGCAGAGUGAAGACAAAAUACUGUGUAUGUGCUAGAAAGAGCUUAACCAUAAAGCUCAGUAUAUUUCUUCCAAAAUGUCAGAUACUGAAAUUUAAUUGCUGACAUUUUAAAACUGAUAAAAAAAAAACCAGCAAACAAAGCCAAAAAACCCCUCACCAGAGUAAAAUAAUACAUUUGGGCAUCAGAAGUGAUGUUUAGGAAGCCAUUCCCUGUACAGUUUCUGCAACUGCCCUUGUGUAUUAAGAAGGAAUGCUACUGUGGUACACUCACAGUUCAGAGAUUUUUUCUUCUCGUUUUCUUCAUUUUCGUUCCUCAGUUUUUUUGUUUGGGUGGUUGUUUGGGUUUUUUUAAAUCACCUUUUGGAGUAGUAGAUGUUGAUAGCAAGAUAAAUUACAUUAAAACAAUAGUUCAAGAUGGAGUUCUCUGUUUCCUCUAGGUAUGGCACUUCUGGGCUUAGCUUUGGUUCUCUCUGAAUCUGACAUGUUAAGUGUGCUCUUGUUAGUUGAAAAAUAUCUUCAAUAUAAACUGCAAAUUGCAUGUACAAAAUGAAAUAGUUGUCUCUUAUACAUGUUCAUCUACAGCAGCUGUUUUUCAGUUUCAGUUAAGACACAAAAUGGUACCAUGCAGAGUGACUCUUAUCAUUGCUGCUUUUUCCAAAGUUAAAAAUGCACUAAAUUAUUGCCACUGAAGUCAGGAGAGGUCUUUGAAUUCAUAAAGCAUCUAUUGAGUGUAUGAUGUCAUUUUUAUGAAGUCAUUCUUUGAUUAGAAUUGCAGUUUAGAAAAAACUGACUUCUGCUGUAAGGAUAGCAAAAUUGUUGUUAAAUCCUGGUCUUGCGCAGUGAUUUGGAUUAAUUUCCUGUUCUAUGAUGCUGCAGUGAAUGGCUUCUUUAUCCCCAAACUACAGGAAACUGCUCAGUGUUUUGUAUGAGGAUCUGCAAGUGUGUGUGUUCCAGGGAGUUGACAUUUAAGGACACAUCUCCCCUCUGCCCCAGCAGCUGAUGUGCAAUGGAAACAUUGCAAGCUCUGGAAGAGAAGCAGUUCAUGUAAACUGCACUGUGCAGGCAUGGAGCUGGGCAGGAUUGCUUGUGUAACCCUGGCUCAGGUUUGGGUGAUCCUGGUGCACAGCAGUGGUGUGAUUGCUGUGUGUCUGGAGUAGAAAAUGCCAGCUUUAUUGGUUUUGUAGUUGUUCAGUUUUUCGCUGAAAAUUCAUCCCUGAAUCUUUCAGUCGAUGGAUGUGUAAUUAAAAAGAUAUAUUUGAAUAAGACUGAAAUUUUGUAGUCUAAAAAAAUGUUGCAAGAAUACUUCAACAGAACAGCUUCAGUAAUGGUUUUGCUUUUGCUUUCUCAUCCCCUGGGAUAUGAAGCAGUACAUUUAAUAAGACUCUAAACAUCUAAUAAAACAUAAUAUGCUGCUUCCUAACCCAGCAGUUCUAAGCUCAGAGGCUGAUUCUGCUGGUACUCAUUGCUCAGGUGUGGGCAGAGAGGAUCUGUAGAAAUUGGCUCCAGGGUGCCAGGAGGUGCAUGCUAGGACUGGUUAAUCUUUUGACUGUUGGCUUUCUCCUUUGUUUGACACUUCUUCUUUCCCCCCAAAAGAGGCUAGAAAGUAUGAUGGAUGUUUCUCCCUCCAAAGGACAUACUAAACCUAAGCUUCCUAGUCUUACUGUAAUUGUGUCUAAGUUGUCCCCUUUUUACAUGAAACAGGUCAACUGAAACAAUAUUUACUUGAAUAAUUUGUGGAGAAAGAUGUUGUCUCUAAUGCUGUCCACUGUUAGGUUUUGCUCCUAAUGUAGAUAAAGGAUAAUUGUGAUUAUUUAGGACAACAGUUCAGAAGAAAAGACAAAAUUGAGAAAUCUAGAACUUAAUGUUUAAGAGACAGUGGAAGAAAUUAAUCUUAAUAUUGCAUAUUAAAUUUGGGUUAGAAAGAUAAUUAUUAACGCUCACUAAAAGCUUCUUUAUGGGUCUCAAAAGCACUGACUUGGAUUUAAAAGAAGAUUUUUUAAAAAAAUUAUUAUUUAACAGAAAAUACACAAUUUUGGUUAAAUCUUUACGAUUCCUGUACCAAUCUUAUCCUUUUCUAGGAUCUUUUUGAUAGAUCUUUUCUGUAGAUUUCCCAGUUUCUGUGUGUAGUAACUCUUGUUAGCAAUCAAAAGGAUUGAUCAGUCUUGCAUGGAGGGACUCUUUUUAAUGAGUUACUGUCAAGAAGUGGGGUUUUUUUAAUGUUUUUAAAAUCAUACAUUAAUCAAAUGCAGUUUCUGCUGCAAAAGUCAGAGGCUUAAAGCUGUAUUUACAAAUGAGGGGAAAAGAUAUUAGACAAUUAAAUGCAUUUUAGGGGGGCUGCAACUCAUUUUGUUAGACUAUAAAAGUACUUCAUCCUGCACAGAUGAGGGAGUGAUCCUCUAUGCAAGUCAGCUACCACGUUAGCAGAUAUUGGCAGGCUUUAUUACAAGUGCUUUAUCCCUUUGAUUAGACCUUGAUUGCCACUCAGGAACCAGAUACAGCUUGCAGCCAUCUCACUUCAGCUUGUGCAAGCAUGUGAUGAAGGAACAUGAAGACAGAUGUUUAUAGCAUGCCCCCCAUCCUCCGUGUUUGAAAGGCUUACUGAGGUUCAUCAAAGAAAGACUCCCUUACUUUGGGGCAAUUCUGAGCUGUGGUUUGCAAUGGAGCGCCCCUCAGAGAGGAUUUUGAAAGUUUACUUGCCUCUCUGCUAUGUGUUUUCAGGUGCUCUCACAGUUGGCCUUGUGCGACAGUGUCAAACCAUCCAUGGACGUGACAGGACCUGUAUUCCUCCACGGCUGCCUCCCGAGUGGGUCACUACGUUAUUUUUCAUCAUAAUGGGAAUCAUUUCACUAACUGUCACAUGUGGCUUGCUGGUGGCUUCCCACUGGCGAAGAGAAGCUACUAAAUAUGCCCGCUGGAUAGCUUUCACUGGAAUGAUUCUAUUCUGUAUGGCAGCUCUAAUAUUUCCAAUAGGAUUUUACAUCAAUGAAGUUGGAGGUCAACCCUAUAAAUUACCCAAUAACACAGUGGUUGGGUCUUCGUAUGUACUGUUUGUCUUAUCCAUUUUCUUUACAAUAGUGGGACUUCUAUUUGCUGGCAAAGUUUGUUUACCUGGCUGAUGAAUGUCUGGACUGCAGGACUUUAUUUUGGAAAAGAGCAAGACAUCAGAAUUGCAUUCUCAGGAGGAUGCCUAAAUCAGACUAUCAAACACUGACUGAAAAGAGGAAUGCUUUGACUUGUUCUCACUAUGCACUUUGGAUGAAAAAAAGGAGAGCCUUUCCCAUAACCAAAUACAGACCACGUUGACUAAUCUCCUGAGCAUACUUCAAUGCAGUCAGGUCUGCACUGUGAUAGGAACUAGUGAAGAAUGCUUUACACUGACAAGCAAAACGCCCCACGUUACUGGACUGUUCUGUUUUUAAUGUCUAACAAUUUGGAAGUCAAAGUAUUUAUGAACUUUGUGGUGGACCAGAGGGUUGUGGAGGAACUCAAGUGAGGCUGGCCUCGCUGUUUAGGAGAUUAGUUUUACAUCUUCCUUCUGAUGAGCAAAGCCUUUGGCACCAAUGUGGAUCAAUCUUGCAUUACUGCACCAAGAAGCCAAUAGAUCAAAACAUGUUCUCUCAACGUAUGUAACAGCAAAAAGACAUACUUCCCCUGCUCCCCCAUAAGCUCUAGGAAACACUAAGGAACAUUUUAGAGGGGGAUUUCGUCCUUAUAUUUAUAUAAAUAUAUAUAUAUAAAUAUAUAUAUAUUUUGCUGAUGCAGUAUACAGUGUGUGUGUAUGUGUGUGUGUGUGUAUAUACACAUAUGUAUAUAUAUGUAUAUACACACAGAUGAUUCCUGGAAAAGAACUCCGAAUGCUUUGCUAGCAAAACACUGUGGUGUGCAAAACUAGAACUCAAUAGAAAAAAGCCAUUUUUCUGAAGGCCACAUAGCUGAGAGUCUUCAGUUUACCUCAUUCUUUGUAGCAGCCCUUGAUUUUAACAGUUUUUUGUAAUAGGUACAAACGAUCCCAUGCCUUUCUAGGUGCAAUUUUAAGUUAAGCUAAAGUUCUUUUUAUGGUAAUUUAUUUGUAUAUGAGGGUAGAAGGUGAGAUCAUGUCAUACCUUAAAAUCCUAAUUUUGGGAAACUGACACUAUUUAAAUUAUUAGCAACUGUUGUACAGAAAAAUCUCUUUUUUUCUACUUCAUUGUUACAUUAGCAUUCAUACAUGUUCAAGCACAGCAUUUUACCAUAGGUAAGCAUUCCUUUUAGCACAUAUAAAAUGCAAUGUUUAAAGUAAUGCAAACACUAUCCCACUGCAAAGAUGGAUGAACUUAUUUCAGCUGAGUAUUAAUUCAUCUUUGCCAAAAAAAUGAGCAAUAUAAUUGUUAAAAAUGUAUGCCUUGUUUACUAAAGUUGUUAUUUUAGAUGUAGAUUUAAUGGCCACCAAAAUUUGGAGUAAAUAUUCCGCACUAAAAGUAGUUUUAUUUUUCAACAUGUGGAUAAACCAUUGAAUCCACAGACAUCUUAAUUCACUGCAAGGUUGGUGUUCCAGGGAAGCUGCCUGCACUGUCAGUAUUUGUUUUCCUGUUAUUCAUAGUUUGUCUGAGAUUCAUUCAGAAAACAAAAAAAAAAAAAAUCUGUUUUGAGCACUGUUUCACUGAACUUACUAGAGGAACUGCAUUAAUGUAUAGACAGUCAUUUUAGGAUGAGAUUUAUGUUAAAGUAAAAGCAGCAGGUUCCAAAGUAAUCACUUACCAGAUAAGGUGGAGUGUUUAAAAAUAACACAGUUUGCACAAUUAUUUUAAACUCUGUGCCAUUCAGACUAUUGUGGGUCCCUGCCUUUCUCCAUUUCUUCCUUCUCCCCCACCCAAGGUAUUUUAGUACAAAAAUGUAAUUUGUUAAUGUCUAUUUUCUUUUGAAAUUUUUGACCAAACUUGCCACUGGAAUGGUUUCUAAGUAAUUUUUUUUCCAGUCAGCUCAUUCACAAGCAGAAUGGAGUGUUUAUGGAUCACUAAAUUUUUCCAAAGUGUACUAAUCUGUAAAUACAGCCAAGCACUUACUUGGAAGUCAUGGUUUAAUAAUUAUAAUUUGGUUCUUAAUUUAAGCCUUCAUCUGCAUGGGCAGUCUGAGGCUCCUAGUGAUAGUGGUGGAGGUAAAAGGCAGGGUUCAGCUGCUUGAUAUGUUUCAAAAUUCUGGUGUGUCACUACUGUGUCCUAAGAUAAAGUAUUCACUAAAACUUGGAUUAGAAAUUAUCUUUUCAGAAAUGUUACACUUGUAAAUAGUUCAAGAUUUUUGUGACUGGAACACAGCUGGGGGGUGGGGAGAGUUUCUAAGCUGCUAAAAUUUCUUUCCCUUCCCGCCCCUCCAACUUACUUAUUUCAGUUAUUGUAACAUCAUGUGGAUUUAGGCUUUGAUUAAAUGGAUCAUAAUAAUAAUUUUUUUAAAAACAAACAAAAACUUAUCUUGGAGCAUACCCAGACUGUGGCUGGCUGACUGGAAAUUGAUCUGAUCUGCCAGUGCUAUUGCUAUGAAUUAUUAAAUGUUAGCAGAGGUUUAGCAAAUAGAUUUAUUAAAUAUUUGAGCAUUUCAAGUCCAGAAAUAGAUGCGGCCAAAUGCAUUUUAAAAAAACCCAAACCAGUAAUUGAAGAGACAGCUGUCAACAGUUGCUUUUAAUAAGGUCACUAAGUACUAUAUAGUACAGUAUUAAUUUAUAGCAGAAAAUCAUAUCUUGUAAACUGUAUAUAAAACACUGUUUUAUGGUGCAAUCAUUUGUCAAACUUAUGUCUGUUACUUUUGUUUUAAAGUUGUGUGCAUUCUUUUCAUACCUAAGAGCAUCACUGUAAAAUCUGCUGAAGACUAUUUAUAGGUUUUAUUUGCACAAGGUCUUGUUUUGAACUACAGGAAGUUCGUAUUGAACAUGCCUAAACAUCUGUAGACUUUUUCAGUUCAUGAAAAGCAAAUGUUUCCAUAUGAAUCUUCUCCAAAGGUAAUCCCAUAUUUGUGUUGAGUGUUUACAUAAACUUUUCUGAUUCUGCCAGCCAUUAUUUUUUAACUUUUUGAAGGACAGCUCAUUUUAUACAUCACUAGAGAAUUCCAUUCAUUCUUUUGCUUCUAAAUCCUCCCAAAGGUUUGAUACCCUAUCAUAAUGUAAUUUGUGCACACUUUGUCAUUUAUUUGGCUAACAAAAUGUAAGAUUGGAAACUUGAAAACUCUUUCAGAAGGAAAAACUAAAGUCAAUUUGUCUGUAUAAAGCUCACCAUUGAGCUCAGCUGAAAGAAUCGCCUGGAAGCUGUUUGGCCGAGUCCCGGGGAGGGUGUGCUUCCCCGGGCACAGAGCCGCAUGUCCGGCGCCUCGUGCGCUGCUGCUGCCGCUGUCCCGCGGGCAGAGCCACACUCCGAGCCCGGCCCUCCUGCCGUCCCUGCGUUCCCGAGCCGUUGUUUAACCACUCCAGAACACAGCUGUAGGUGCCUGUUCGCCCCGACACACACACAGGAGAAUGGAAGCUGUCCUUUAAAACCUUUGUGAAGGAUGAACAUAAUGAAGGAAAUGGUGUCUGCCUGGGCUCGAGGCCGCGCCCGCCGCCUGCGCCCCCCGGCCUUUACUGAGGGUUGUUUUCUAUUGGUUAGAGCAUUUUUUCAAUUAAUGAUUUCCGAACAAAUGUUAAUACAAACUGUAUAAAAUGAACAUAAUUUUCUUCACUUGUAUUUUUGUUAUUGAGCAAGUUUAUCAAAAUAAAUUGUCUACUAAA